CGCGGCGGGCGCUGCCCACCCCACGGAGCCGAGCGGCGUGCAGAGGCUACAAGUGCAGCGGCUGGUGAUUGGGGGACUUUCUCCGGGAGCCGUGCGGAGAGAGCGCGCGGUGCUCGAGCCGCACCGGGUGGCCGAAGCAGAAGACUUUCCGGAAGCUGCUGGGGGAUGUCUGACUAGCUCUCAUGGAGCUCCACUACCUUGCUAAGAAGAGCAACCAGGCAGACCUCUGGGAUGCCAGGGACUGGAGUUCAAGAGGGCUGCCUGGUGACCAGGCAGAUACAGCAGCCACGAGAGCUGCUCUCUGCUGUCAGAGACAGUAUGCAUCAACCCCAAGAGCAACUGAGAUGCAAGGGUCUAAACUUAGUUCUUCUCCAGCAUCCGCCUCCUCCUCUCUGCAAAACAGUACUCUUCAGCCAGACACCUUUCCACCAGGACCUCUCCACUCAGGGAACAACCAAAUAACAGCGGAAAGGAAAGUCUGUAACUGCUGCAGCCAGGAAUUAGAAACUUCUUUUACCUAUGUGGACAAAAACAUCAACUUGGAGCAGCAGAACCGGAGCUCGCCAUCAGCAAAAGGGCAUAAUCACCCUGGGGAGCUUGGCUGGGAAAAUCCAAAUGAGUGGCCCCAAGAGGCUGCCAUAUCUUUGAUAUCUGAAGAGGAGGACGAUGCAAGUUCAGAAGCCACGUCUUCAGGGAAAUCUAUAGACUAUGGUUUCAUCAGCGCCAUCUUGUUCUUGGUCACCGGGAUCCUGCUGGUGAUUAUCUCUUACAUCGUCCCACGGGAAGUGACUGUGGACCCCAACACUGUGGCAGCCCGGGAGAUGGAGCGUCUGGAGAAGGAGAGUGCGAGGCUGGGGGCUCACCUGGACCGCUGUGUGAUUGCGGGGCUCUGCCUCCUCACGCUGGGGGGUGUCGUCCUGUCCUGCUUGCUAAUGAUGUCCAUGUGGAAGGGGGAGCUCUAUCGUCGAAAUAGAUUUGCCUCUUCCAAAGAGUCUGCAAAACUCUAUGGUUCUUUCAACUUCAGGAUGAAAACCAGCACGAAUGAAAACACUCUGGAACUGUCCUUGGUAGAGGAAGAUGCGCUCGCUGUACAGAGUUAAUUCUGGUUGUGAAUAUCUUGAGAGUCUGCCUUGGCACUUUAUAAUAUGAAAAGAGAAGUUAAUUUAUAAAAAUUCACAGUGCAAUUUAUUUGCCUGGCAAGAAAAGUUUAUUUCAGAAACCAACAGCCAGUGAGUGUUUUUGUUCUCCAUGUGUUUUCUAUUUAUAAGAAAAGCCAUGUAAGAUGUAUAAGAAACCACAACCAGCCACACCUGUCCUUCUGAAGAGCUGAAGGCUAAUUAAUCGGUAAUGGCCAAGAACUUCUACUUCGAUAGAAAAAUAUUUCUAAUUACCCAGUAUACAAAUUAUUUCUUUUACUCAGAUAUGUGAUGUUAUUCUUUGGACACUAGGUGGUCCUACACACAGUAGGAUCAAUUGCUAAUCUAUUUUGUGAAAAAGAACUAAGCACUAAUCAAUAAUAAGGCUUACAUUUUAUUCUCAAAGGUGCUUAUCCAUUUUCUUGCUAAAUUAUCGUUCUUGUAAUUUGGCUAAACACUAAAAUAUGGAACUUUUAGUUUGAAUAUUUUGAAGUUUGAGGAUGUUGGGCUUUUCUUAUUGUAAAAAAUGUUAUGUUUGAAAUUAUUCCUGUAUUCAAAAAUGGUAAUUAAGUCAUUGGGAUAAACUUUCUAAUAAAAGAAAAUUAUGUAAA
Rhinopithecus roxellana (golden snub-nosed monkey) is the source of this 1747-nucleotide messenger RNA. RefSeq names its product transmembrane protein 74 (gene TMEM74). Bases 183 to 1100 code for a protein of 305 amino acids. The transcript has 2 exons. The record is from RefSeq and is a predicted model, not a curated record. Lineage: Eukaryota; Metazoa; Chordata; Mammalia; Primates; Cercopithecidae.